UGGUGUCAUGAUCACUGGGAAAUGUGCAGAAAUAAUUUUGCACUGCCUCUAUUACCGCCAAGAUCUGGCCACUCCAUACGGUCGCUGGUGGGCGCUGGCAGUCGCUGGUAGUCGCUGAUAGCCGGAUGGAUUGAGCGUUACUGAAUUCGUUUAGCGCAUCAGCAUUUCGGAAACGGCCGCGAUCCACUGACUAACGACAUCACACGAUCGUAUCGUGAUCUAACACAAAAAAUACAGCAGAAUCGUGCCACGCUUUAGCAUUCUCACGACUAAACAUGUCGUGAAGCGGAAGAGAUGAGGAUGGAUGAGGAUGGAUGAGGAUGGAUAUGGCUCAAAUGGAGAAGUUUAUAAUGAUGCUGUCAAGUCGGUAAAGUUUGUCUUGGGAGGAAGGUUUCACCACAGCACCAUCUGCAACACACUUAUCAAUCAAAGCAUACAACAUUGAAGCUUAAAUUUAAAUACACUCAUACCUUGAUCCUUGAAGCCAUACAGCCAAUCAAAUCAACCCCAAAUUCAAAAAUCAUGGCCCCACAAGCUCUUCGCCCACACAACAUGCACGCCGCCGCCAGGGCUGCAGUACCUGUAGCGCCUAAACUUGGCCCUGUCACCUCCAAAGUAUUGCCAAGCUUAGCAGCAUUAGGAGCUGCCUACGUCGUCGGCUCCUACGUCCGCUCCCAACUGGCCCGCGAGUCCGGCUCCUUCGACCGCAUCUUCUCCCAGCAGAACACGCCCGAGGUCGAGGAGGCCCGGAAACGAGCUCUGCAGGUCGACAUCAACGGCGACCCGCGAAACAACCUGCUCAACAUGCUCGGCUGGUCCAAAUAGAGAAUAGAAAGUUUUCCUAUUCUUUUUCUAUCUAUGUACAUCCUACCUACCGAUGUUAGGUAAUCUACAUAUAAUACGGGAUAUUUCUUAGAGGAGGGUUGCUUGCAUAUAGGGUGCAUCCCCUACCCUAGAUUUUUAUCUUUAUCUUCACGGCGACCGAUAACUACACAUUAUAUAUCGCCUUGUCGCAUGGUUUAGGGGCGUUUUAAGGGGGGGAGAUCUGUUUGGUUGGAUUAGGAAUUAUAUCAGGUACCUACAUGUUAUUCAUGUAGGCACAUACCCGCUCUCGUACAGGGCGAAUUAAAAUUAUUUAUAUGUUCAUGUUGUAUGUUCAUGUUGAAGAAAAGAAAAUGCUUGGAAGUGUGAGUGACUUGAUUCGUUGACAGUUCACGGGAAUCGAGCCGAUUACCGCCUGGCGUACACAGACUACCCUAUCCUACUGUAAGACCAGGACCAAUCGAUACUGGUAGACGCUACAAUAAAUACUAGUUGAGUCCUGUUGCACAAUUGUUUGAAUUUUUACUUCUAGUAGGCGCCCUAUCUGAUAAUAGCAUCAUGACUGAAUUAUCUAGUUCUACCUUACAGUGGGGGGCUUGGAGAGGAUGAUAACUUGGGAUGGGUAUCGGAUGUGGUGGUGUCUUAGG
Molecule: messenger RNA, 1469 nt
Organism: Hypoxylon fragiforme
Lineage: Eukaryota; Fungi; Ascomycota; Sordariomycetes; Xylariales; Hypoxylaceae
Exons: 2
Coding region: 523-825 (100 amino acids)
Source: RefSeq, a predicted model, not a curated record